Carlito syrichta (Philippine tarsier) is the source of this 1733-nucleotide messenger RNA. It is a transcript of the gene EGR3, whose product is annotated as early growth response 3. Bases 30 to 1274 code for a protein of 414 amino acids. Gene Ontology annotation, biological process: regulation of transcription by RNA polymerase II. Gene Ontology annotation, molecular function: DNA-binding transcription factor activity, RNA polymerase II-specific; RNA polymerase II cis-regulatory region sequence-specific DNA binding. NCBI's taxonomy places the organism in Eukaryota, Metazoa, Chordata, Mammalia, Primates, Tarsiidae. The record is from RefSeq and is a predicted model, not a curated record. The transcript has a single exon.
GGUACGUGAGUGUGUGCGCAGCUUGUGCGAUGUGUGUGCCGCAGCCACUCCACACCCCGAUCCGUAGUAUUUUGCUGUAUCCAGGUUGCGCCUGGGAGCGCGGCACCGCCCGCUUUGCGCCGGGUUCGGCGUGCCUCUUACCCCAUGCGCCGCGCACUCCACCCGGCCGCACCCUCCGCACCUGGGCAAGGACCUGGGCGCCGCGGCGGCCCGGAGCCGGCUCGGCUUCACUCAUUCCUCCCCUCUCUCCCCCGCUCUCCGCAGAGAAUGUAAUGGACAUCGGUCUGACCAACGAGAAGCCCAACCCGGAACUCUCUUACUCGGGCUCCUUCCAGCCAGCCCCCGGCAACAAGACCGUGACCUACUUGGGAAAGUUCGCCUUCGAUUCCCCUUCCAACUGGUGCCAGGAUAACAUCAUUAGCCUCAUGAGCGCCGGCAUCUUGGGGGUGCCCCCGGCCUCAGGGACGCUCAGCACGCAGACGUCCACCGCCAGCAUGGUGCAGCCGCCGCAGGGAGACGUGGAGGCCAUGUACCCGGCGCUGCCCCCCUACUCCAACUGCGGAGACCUCUACUCGGAGCCGGUGUCUUUCCACGACCCCCAGGGCAACCCCGGGCUCGCCUAUUCCCCCCAGGAUUACCAAUCGGCCAAGCCGGCCUUGGACAGCAAUCUCUUCCCCAUGAUUCCUGACUACAACCUGUACCACCACCCCAACGACAUGGGCUCCAUUCCGGAGCACAAGCCCUUCCAGGGCAUGGACCCCAUCCGGGUCAACCCGCCCCCCAUUACCCCUCUGGAGACCAUCAAGGCGUUCAAAGACAAGCAGAUCCACCCGGGCUUUGGCAGCUUGCCCCAGCCGCCGCUCACGCUCAAGCCCAUCCGGCCCCGCAAGUACCCCAACCGGCCCAGCAAGACCCCGCUCCACGAACGGCCCCACGCGUGCCCGGCCGAGGGCUGCGACCGCCGCUUCAGCCGCUCGGACGAGCUGACCCGGCACCUGCGCAUCCACACGGGCCACAAGCCCUUCCAGUGUCGGAUCUGCAUGCGGAGCUUCAGCCGCAGCGACCACCUCACCACUCACAUCCGCACGCAUACGGGCGAGAAGCCCUUUGCCUGCGAGUUCUGCGGGCGCAAGUUUGCGCGCAGCGACGAGCGUAAGCGCCACGCCAAGAUCCACCUCAAGCAAAAGGAGAAGAAGGCGGAGAAGGGGGGUGCGCCCUCUGCAUCCUCGGCGCCCCCGGUGUCCCUGGCCCCCGUGGUCACCACCUGCGCCUGAGGCUCGGGCCCCCAGACCCCCGUUUUUCCCCUCCAGUGCCUCCCGGCUGCUCGCCUGAAAGCAGCGGGAAAGCCAGCCACGGAGGCGCAGGGGCCGCGCCCUGGCCGCUCCAUGGACGUGCGGCCCCUUGCUCUCCUUCGACGCCCCCGGUUCCCAACCUUUCACAGCGGUCAGGGGCCAGGGCCGGAGGCGCCUUCCUCUCGUCGCCCCCACCCCCCGCCCCCCUUAGCCAAGGCGUGGGGGCGGAAAGGUGGCGUCUAGCCCGCUUUGUUCAGUUCGGAUCGCCUUGAUCCAGGGGCCGCUGGGCCGCGCCAAGGACCGGCGGGGGACUGAAGGCGGAGCCCACCAACCCUCGCCCGACCCGAACACCUCACUGUUUCCCCCCGUCUCCCUCCGUUUCCCCUCGAAGACUCGAGAGGGGGAGGGCUAAGGAGCGCACCAAAGCGCAGAGCAUGCUGC